Molecule: messenger RNA, 1134 nt
Organism: Manis pentadactyla (Chinese pangolin)
Lineage: Eukaryota; Metazoa; Chordata; Mammalia; Pholidota; Manidae
Product: rho-related GTP-binding protein RhoQ-like
Exons: 1
Coding region: 234-842 (202 amino acids)
Biological process (GO): small GTPase-mediated signal transduction; cortical actin cytoskeleton organization
Molecular function (GO): GTP binding; GTPase activity
Source: RefSeq, a predicted model, not a curated record
GCGGGCAAGGCGACCGGGGUCCGGACGGGGAUCCAGGAAGGGACCAAGGCGCAGGCAGCGCCCCGGGCCCGCCACCCCCUCCUCUCGGGCCGGGGAAGCCGCUGCAUGGGGCCAGGGGGACGGCCGUGCUGCGCGGACCGGCGGCGGCGGACCCCCCAGGAGGGCUGGGGUUGAGCCCGGGUCCGGAGCGGGGGCUCCGGGAGGACCAUGCCCGGAGGCCGGCGGGCCGCAGCAUGGCUCACGGACCCGGCGCGCUGAUGCUCAAGUGCGUGGUGGUCGGCGACGGGGCGGUGGGCAAGACGUGCCUACUCAUGAGCUAUGCCAACGACGCCUUUCCGGAGGAGUACGUGCCCACCGUCUUCGACCACUACGCAGUCAGCGUCACCGUGGGCGACAAGCAGUACCUCCUGGGACUCUACGACACGGCCGGACAGGAAGACUAUGAUCGUCUGAGGCUUUUAUCUUAUCCAAUGACCGAUGUCUUCCUUACAUGCUUCUCUGUGGUAAAUCCAGCCUCAUUUCAAAAUGUGAAAGAGGAGUGGGUACCAGAACUGAAGGAAUACGCACCAGAUGUACUCUUUUUAUUAAUAGGAACUCAGAUUGAUCUCCGAGAUGACCCCAAAACUUUAGCAAGACUGAAUGGUAUGAAAGAAAAACCUGUAUGUGUGGAACAAGGACAGAAACUAGCCAAAGAGAUAGGAGCAUGCUGCUAUGUGGAAUGUUCAGCUUUAACCCAGAAGGGAUUGAAGACUGUUUUUGAUGAGGCUAUUUUAACUCCAAAGAAACACACAGUAAAACAAAGAAUAGGAUCAAGAUGUAUGAACUGUUGUUUGAUUACGUGAAACAUCUUCCGUGGUCAAGGAACUGUCCGUUUCUCUCAGAAAGCAUAUGAAAUGCCACAGCUACACCCAGACCUCUGAGAAUGAAGCAGUUUAAAAUUUGAAAGAAAAAAAUCCCACAACCCUGUCCUCAGAAUUCUGUCAAGUUCACUAAGAAUGUUUCUUAAAGGUACAAGAGCAGCAGACAGCAUCUGAAGCCACAAUCUAUUAUAAAUACUUUAUUUCAACUAGAAGGUACAAUCUCUCAGGGGUUUCAUAGUUUAAAAAGCUACAAUCACAUCAUGUUGUAACUACA